This is a messenger RNA of Liolophura sinensis, 1585 nucleotides long. Its product is annotated as galactosylceramide sulfotransferase-like. Gene Ontology annotation, molecular function: galactosylceramide sulfotransferase activity. The record is from RefSeq and is a predicted model, not a curated record. The transcript has 2 exons. Gene Ontology annotation, biological process: glycolipid biosynthetic process. The coding region runs from base 338 to 1585 and encodes 415 amino acids. Gene Ontology annotation, cellular component: membrane. NCBI's taxonomy places the organism in Eukaryota, Metazoa, Mollusca, Polyplacophora, Chitonida, Chitonidae.
GGUUUUCAGGUUGGGAAGAUGGCAGAUUCUUGGCAGCUUGUUAUAGUAAAGCUGCAUGUAUCACCACCGCCUAUUACAGUAUAGCUAGGUGUACCACCACGCUGAAUACGUUUACAUGGCAUUCUCUAACCUAUCAAUGUGUAGAAUUUCUGAGCGUGGAACAGAAAAGCACUGUCGCCAGUGCGUGACAAGGUUCAAGAGUGCGCAUGUGCUGUUUCCUGAUGCUUCUUUACCUUUUGUUAUCUGCUUGUCAUAGGAUAACAUAGUUGACUCUCUAACUGACCAGGCAGCAGUAGGACAGUAUGUACGAUAUGGGAUACACGCCGUGAAUGGCAGGAUGGAAAACUCUUGUCACUUUCAAAGGCGUCUGAAGGUCUUCGUUGCAGUGCUUGCUCUAAGCACGUGUAUUCUCGUGUUGACGACUACACAAAUCAUGGACAAAACGUGGUAUACUGGAGCAGUAACCACGGCUAAGCACUUCAUAAGACAUAGUACCCAACCGCUCUCCCAAAAACUACACCCAGACUUUGUCCAAACGUUAUCGUCAUCUUCUCUCGUCGACAGUGUUGCCACAAAUCAUCCACUGGACAACUCAGAUUUUGAAAGGAAAUGUCAAGCACAUCGCCAUAUUGGAUUCAUAAAGGUUCACAAAGCUGGGAGCAGCAGUGUGACAAAUAUUCUGUAUCGAUUCGGAAUGGCUAACAACCUUACGUUUGUACUUCCUCGACGUGAUGUGACGGUUACAUCGAUGCAAACUUCAAACUGGAGAAACAUACUUCCUCCUCCUCGCGGUAAACAGUUCGACAUUCUCUGUAAUCAUGCCGUAUACGUCAGAGCAGAAUUGACAAAACUACUUCCGGCGGACACGUUUUACAUUGCAAUUAUAAGACAGCCGUUUAGUCAUCUAACAUCAACUAUUUAUUACAGUUAUAAAAACCAAAUUCCUGGCCCACGAAAAGUCAAAACGUAUCUGAAGAAUCCAUAUUAUUAUUCAAAUGUUGUAUUCAGAAGCUACACAACUAGAUCUUACACAAACAACUCCAUGUCUUAUGAACUUGGGCUCCCAUCGAAUCAUUUCGGUGACAAAGGUAAAAUACAGACGUUUCUGAAGGCGGUGGAUGCUGAUUUUGGCUUGAUUCUGCUCAUGGAAUUAAUGGAUGAGUCGUUGGUUCUCCUCAGAAGAUAUCUGUGUUUGGAGUUUAAAGACAUUCUGUACAUCCCCAGGAACAAAAAUAACCUGAAACCACCGACAGGGAACAUAUCCGCCAGCCUCAGACAAAAGCACGUGGAGACAGACAUGGCUGAUUACAUGCUAUACGACUUCUUUUCCAAGAAGCUUCAAAAUCGGAUGACCGCAGCAGGGAAGGACUUUAUGCAAGAAGUGCGCGUGUUCAAGUCUGUCCUCACACAACUGAGGCAGUUCUGUUCUGGUCUCCACUCGCCAGAAGUGUCACAGUUGCACGUGACUAGCAAUCCGUGGAGCCGAAGCUUUAACAUUUCUCUCGACGAUUGCAAACUGUACUUGUUCGAUGGGAUUGAGAUUCUGAACUAUGUGAAACAUUACCAAUAUCCUGAUAGGUUUUAG